AGUCCAGCCACCACUGCUACAGACUUUGUCGUUAGCCUUGCUGCUCCUCUAGCAAGAUCCCCAUGGCCCCCAGCACAGACUUCAUGGAGCACAGUUCCCUCCUGACUCCCAAAGAGAAAAACAAACUGAGGAAGCCGGUGGUGGAGAAGAUGCGCCGGGACCGGAUCAACAGCAGCAUCGAACAGCUGAAACUCUUGCUGGAGAAGGAAUUCCAGAGACACCAGCCCAACUCCAAGCUGGAGAAGGCUGACAUCCUGGAGAUGACCGUCAGCUACCUGAAGCAGCAAAGCCUCCUGCAAGGCAAAGCUCCAGGUUCACUCCCCAGAAGCCUGCAGACGGACUUCAAGGAGGGUUAUGCCCGCUGCCUACAGGAAGCCUUUCAGUUUCUCUCCUUCCACAAGGCACAGACGGAUACGCAGACCAAGCUGCGCAGCCAUUUCCAGAAGAACUCCUCCGCGGCCCCUGAGGGGCUAUCUCCCUCUUUCCCAGCCCCUAAUCCUGGGAAGCAGCCUGCUCUUAAAGGUCCUCCCAGUCCUUUGUGGCGGCCCUGGUAAAAUGGACUGAUACCGGCCAGCCCGAGGUUUUUAACUCCAGAGGAAGGCGACUCCUUGUUGACCUCCUCUUUUCAGUAGGGAAUAUUAGUUCCCCUCUAAUUUAUGUGUGAAGAGAAUGGAAUACUUGAACUCUGGGCAGUGGAGAGAGCCCUGGAGCCGGAGUCAGCGGGCCUGAAUUCCAAUCUCCAUUUCUGCCACGGACUUGCUGUAUGACCUUGAGCAAGUCACUUUCCUUCCUCUCCACCUCACCUCUGAGGUCUCUUCCAGCUUGAAGGGAAAGGAGUUCAAUAUUCUGUUGAGGGUAUAGGGCUGUACAUAGAUGUGUCUUCAUAAUGAAGGAGCCUUAUGGGGGGAAGGGGAAGGGGCAGGGAGUGGGAGAGGGAAGGGGAUAUAUGUUCUGUAUGUUACAACUGUAGUAAGAUUGUUAAUCUUACAGGUGCAGAGGCGGGGUGGGGGUUAGGGAGAAUUCUCUGGCUUGUGUAAGAGCUUUGUGGCUUUGCAUCCAGGUUCCUUGCUCCCCUCUCUUUGGACAGCACCGUCUGCUCCCCAAGAGUAGCAGCUUCUUCUGGGACCUGGGUUAGCUCUCUAGGGCUCAUGUCAUGUCUCUGAACCCCAGGUUAGCUCUUUGGAACUCUAUGAUUUCCUGGUGAGAAUUACUCUCUCCAUUAGUCUCUACUUUGGGGAAGCAAAGGGAGCUGGGAUAUAUCAGACCAUGGACAGGGAAUGGAUGCUUCUAUAGGGUAGCUGCCUUUUUUCCUUUCUAUUUGUGAAAAGAAUGGGGAUUACUUUAUAUUAAAGGACAUGUAGGGAUGGGGGUGGAGGGCGGGAGGCUGUGAUUUGAAUGUUAUACAUUUGAAGGGGCUGGUCCUUCCAAGAAAUCACUGAGGCCAGCCCCAAAGCAGUUGCAUCAUCCAGGGUGCGUGUGAUGCCCCUUGUCCUGGCAGGGAGUGAGACCUGAUAGGCUGGGCACCAGGGGCUGCUGGGUGCAUACUGUGUAUGCUUGGGUAUGUUUGUACCAGAUAAUGAUGGUAAAGCUAAAUAAACAUGCAUGAUUGUUCA
Monodelphis domestica (gray short-tailed opossum) is the source of this 1613-nucleotide messenger RNA. Its product is annotated as transcription factor HES-5-like. Gene Ontology annotation, molecular function: DNA binding; protein dimerization activity. NCBI's taxonomy places the organism in Eukaryota, Metazoa, Chordata, Mammalia, Didelphimorphia, Didelphidae. Gene Ontology annotation, biological process: regulation of DNA-templated transcription. The record is from RefSeq and is a predicted model, not a curated record.